CUUGUUUUCUUUCCCAGCGUCCUCAGCAGACAGACAGCAGUGGGCAGCAGACGCCUGUGGAGGUGUCACUUCACACCUCCUGCUGUAUAAAAUCCUCCUCCGAUUCUGAAUCUCCAGCCUACACUCUUUCUUCCGAAAGCAAGAAAGAUGGAUGUUUCCUCUCCUCCCUUCAGCUACAGCUCUCUCAGCUCUGAUUCCGAGGUCUACAACAUCUCGUCUCCCGAAUCUAUAAGUGAAGGAAGGCCGAAGUCGAGGAAGGCGCGCUGCAAGAACCCGAGCAAGCAGAGAAGGAAUGCCAGCGAGAAAGAAAAGCUGCGGAUGAGAGAUCUGACCAAAGCGCUUCACAAUUUAAGGACGUUCCUUCCGCCGUUCGUGGCUCCUGCCGGACAAACGCUCACCAAAAUCGAGACGCUGAGACUCGCCAUACGCUACAUCUCCUACCUGUCCUCUCAGCUUGACCUCCAGAUGUCCUACUGCCAGCACACACAGCUCAGAUCUCCUCACCACAGCUCCAUGUCACAUUCCUGGGAAGCAGGAAACCUUGGGAAUAAAACAGAAGCCUUCAACUUCCAGCAUAAUAAACCCCCUCACGGUGCUUUUGAUGAAUCCUGGACGCUCCACGAUGCAGAAGAACACAUCACUCCUCCUCACAGCGACGUCGCCUGCGCUCAGGGACUCUACGGACGUCACGUUACACUCCAGUCGGAAAGCGGGUUUAUCCAAGCGGGAACAGAGCAAAGAGACGCGAUUAAACUGGAAAUUCAUGACUGUGGGGAACUCUUCAGCUCUGACUUCCAGUCUCUCAUGAAUCCACAAGUGUCUCUGCCACAGCAGGACUACAGUAGAGCCGAGCAGCUCGACGACACGACAGGACACGACUUCUGGGUCUGAAGCUUAUCGGCAUCUUUACUACGAAUUCACGUCCGUGUACAAACAUUUAUUUAUUCUAAAUUAACAUUUUGUCUUAUUGUAACAUUUCUAUUUUAA
Molecule: messenger RNA, 987 nt
Organism: Tachysurus fulvidraco (yellow catfish)
Lineage: Eukaryota; Metazoa; Chordata; Actinopteri; Siluriformes; Bagridae
Gene: mespbb
Product: mesoderm posterior bb
Exons: 2
Coding region: 148-891 (247 amino acids)
Biological process (GO): mesoderm formation; somite rostral/caudal axis specification; heart morphogenesis
Cellular component (GO): nucleus
Molecular function (GO): DNA-binding transcription factor activity, RNA polymerase II-specific; RNA polymerase II cis-regulatory region sequence-specific DNA binding; protein dimerization activity
Source: RefSeq, a predicted model, not a curated record